This is a messenger RNA of Microsporum canis CBS 113480, 567 nucleotides long. Its product is annotated as RER1. Gene Ontology annotation, biological process: retrograde vesicle-mediated transport, Golgi to endoplasmic reticulum; protein retention in ER lumen. Gene Ontology annotation, cellular component: Golgi membrane. The record is from RefSeq and is a predicted model, not a curated record. Lineage: Eukaryota; Fungi; Ascomycota; Eurotiomycetes; Onygenales; Arthrodermataceae. Bases 1 to 567 code for a protein of 188 amino acids. The transcript is spliced from 4 exons.
AUGGAUCGCCCGGAGCCAGAGAACAGCCCCUUUACAGCGGUUUCCGCGCAUACCUCAAGGUUGAGAAGACAAUACCAAGCAUAUCUCGAUGCGUCGACCCCAUAUACCAUGUACCGCUGGAUAGGAACCGGCGUCAUGCUAUUGCUUUUCUUUCUCCGAAUAGUGCUCGCGCAGGGCUGGUAUAUUGUCGCCUAUACCCUGGGAAUCUACCUACUCAACCUCUUCCUCGCAUUCCUCCAACCAAAAUUCGAUCCUUCUCUUACCCAGGAUAGCGGGUUAGAGGAAGGAGACGCUUCUGCUUCUCUCCCCGUCAACAAAGAUGAGGAGUUCCGUCCUUUUAUCCGAAGACUUCCGGAAUUCAAGUUUUGGCAUUCUGCGACUGUGGCUAUCACCCUUGCUUUCUGCUGCACCUGGUCCCAGGUGUUCAAUAUCCCAGUUUUCUGGCCAAUCUUGGUCGUAUACUGGUUGAUUCUGUUCUGCUUGACGAUGCGACGACAAAUACAACACAUGAUUAAAUAUCGUUACGUCCCCUUCACCUUUGGCAAGACCAAGUAUGGCCGCUCCUGA